This is a messenger RNA of Caenorhabditis auriculariae, 4010 nucleotides long. The record is from the annotation of a GenBank genome assembly. NCBI's taxonomy places the organism in Eukaryota, Metazoa, Nematoda, Chromadorea, Rhabditida, Rhabditidae.
AUGAGUCUCACUGUUCCUGUUCAUAGUGGAGCCAGACAAGAUUUAGAGAUGCUUCUUAUAAAGUUCCGGGACAAACAGUCGUUAAGGUGUUUCUCCUUUCCUUAAUUAUUUUUUUCAUUUAACUUUUCUUCAGGUUUACUGAUUUUGCAAUGGUUUUUCGCGAAAUGAAUUUUGUUGAUAUAUUCAACGGAAGGUAUAAUGUCGCUGAAAUGUACGAGGUUAGUGGAUAGAAAUUUUUAGAUCAUGCGUGCAAUUUUUUUUUCAGUUCGCUGAGAACUUACUUCAAUUAGCUGCUAUGUAUUUCAGCAGUGUUGGUGAUAACGAUAUUCCGCGUAGUUUAGAGGUCAGUUUUUAUAAAAAAUGUUGUCAAAUGAGGCUCGGAAUUAAGGAACGAACUUUCGGUAUCUACGCGACUUACGCAUUGUAUUAUACGCAAUUUGUGGACUGUAUCAGUCAUGUUUGUUAGAAAAAUGAUCGCCAAAAUUAUUUAGAAGUGUUCAGAUCAAAGUAACCCCUCCACAAAUCACCGAUUUGGUCUCGUUUUUGGAAGAACUGACGAAAGGAAGGCACCUCGAUGCUGUCGCCUGCGUUCACAAGCUUUUCGCGUCUUCCGCCUUCAAAAUUGUCGCUUUUACUAAAGAUGUUCGUUUUUGAUAUUUAUGCAAGUUUAAUGACAAGAAAAGGUAUUUUGAAACUUGAAUUUAGGUUCUUUUUAUUCAAUUGUUUUUUUUUGAUGUGAAACUUAUUGAGAAGCUCGAAAGCAGGAAAAUCAGAACGGUUUUCAUCUCCCAAUGAAAAUAUUUGUUUGAUUUAAUUACUAUUGUCAAGAUUUUGAGACUUCCGUUUGCAGUUUGGUAAGCAAUUUUCAAAACUUGAAGUCAUAGAAACAGGAAAAAGUCCAAAGGGUCUCAAAAAAGUCUUUGAAAAGAGUCAGAAGCUCUUUUUUGGAUACCUCAAAAGGUGUCAAAAGUCCCUCGAAUUCACCUUUUUUCGCCUCUAUUUUUUCUCCUUAAAGGUCUUUUUCAGAAUAAGGUCAAGAAAAAAUAGUACGUUUGAGGCCUUUAAAAGACCUUUUCGACUUUGCCUGUGAAUAAUUUUUCAUCCACGUUUUGUAUUUAUAGCUACUCUUUUCUCGUAUUUCGCGCAAUAUUAGUUUUGAAGUACGAUCCAUCGACACGCACGCGUACAAUGGCCUUCCCAGAACUAGAAUCGGAUUUCGUUUCGAAACCCGAACCGCCUUUUCAACAUCUUAAAGCGGCCCUCAACGACCUGACUGUUCGGGAGAUGAAUUACCUUCAUCAACCUUAUAUUGAUGUUUGAAAUCCAUUAAUUGAAUGAAAAAGAAACACGAAAAGAUUUUUUCAGGGUUUGCGGCGUGUUGGUUUAAAAUCCGUCUACCAGGGUAAAAAUCCACUGGAAGAUUUGCAAAAGUUUGUUAUCGACUUUUAUUGUUACAUGGACCAUUUUUCAGAAUUUUGACCGAUCACGAGAAGAGAUUGGCGGAUUUCCAGAAACUACGCGCCGGGAUUCCGAUGAAUGAAGAGGUAGUGCGUCUUGAUCAUGACAGUAUAUUUUUUUAAGAUCUAUUACAAUCUUAAAAGUUGUUUUUUGAUUUUUCGCAAUACUUCAAAUCGACUUUGAGCUCAUUUUUUCCCCUAUUUUGCCUAAUAACUAACGAAACAUUGCAGCAUGGAAAAACAGGCUUAAUAAUUUUUUAAAUCACUUUCAGAUCGAUAUCGACCUUGAGGCGGACAUGCCGUCAACUUCAGCCGGCAAAAGUCGUUCUGGAAUCCGCGAAAAGGCUUAUUCAACAAAAACAAAGACUAAUCGGAAUCGGCGCUAUGCGGAUCCUAAUAUGGAAGGUGAAACAUGAAAGUUUUUUUUUUUCAAAAAUUAAGACCUUUUGGUGGGGGAGGCUAUAUCUUAUUCUAGAAUCCCCCCACAGUGCUAAAUGAGGGACUAUUCUAGAAAGUGAUUUUCAAGAAUUGCCCCAUUUUCAACUCCGAGUUUAUCCUAUGCUUCUCCAGAAAAUUUCGCCGACCUGAACUUUGACCCGGCGCAGUUGGCUAUUCAAAUAUUACAAGAAGAACCGAUACGUGGACGGAAACUCAAAAAUCCUAUCAACACGGCGCAAACCGCAGGGUUUACCUUGAGCAAGUUGAAAAACAAUAAAGUGAUCAAUUUUUCCAGAACAUGGGUACCAGGCGACCCGUUCAUGGGCAUGGAGACGAGACAGCCGCGGAAGAAGGCAUACGUCAGUUUGAAUUCAAGAAAAUCGUCUGACUAAUCUUUUGGUUCAGCCGAGGAAAAAGAAAGGGCCUCCGAAACAAGUUCCACUGAAUCAAGAAUACGAUGAGGGCGAAAGCGAGGCCUAUCAGUUGCUCGUCGAAGAAGAUGCGAGGAUUCUGACGAGUGGAACGGUCAAGAGAGAAGUUGAAGAAGGUUUGAAAAAGAAUAAAUUUGGUUUUUUUAAAGAGUUGGCGACUUUUUUCAAAGCUCCUUUUUUGCUGCCUUUUUGCGCUAUUACAUAGGCUUUUUCGCAUCAUUUUUUGCUGCCUCUCUCUUUUUCCACCAUUUCUUGAACCUCCAAAGUUCUAGAAAAAAAUGGAAGGCUCCAAAAAAGGGACUCUUUUUGCUGCUUUUCUCUGGUAUUUUUUGAGCCUCUCCUUUUAAGCUAAAUCCACCAUGACCGAGCAAUAUUUUGAAAAUUGAGCUCAGAAAACCGUUCAGAAUUUCAAGCCAAAAAAUAUAAGUUCAAGAACAGCCAAAAUCGCGAAAUAAAAUCUCCUAAUUUUUUACUUUGGAUUUUUGUUCUUUUCAAGAGGGCCUUCAAAGUCCCGCAAAAAUAAUUUAAAAAUUCAUUCCCUCUCUUUCCACGGAACGCAUCUUCCCGAAAAUUCGAAGUUUUUGAGUCAAUUUUCUGGGAGUAAUUCAGAAACUGAGUUUUCAUGGACGCCUUCUGCGCAAUUAUUUCAUCAUCAGAGGUUUGCAUCUUCAGAUGCGCCGAUCGGAGGAAAGAAAGAGAAAAGUUCGACAGGAGCCCGUGUCACGGCGCCAAAACGUAAAAUCGGGGCAAAAAUUGUUCAUGUCAGCCCGAAAAAACAGCCGAUGAUGGAGCAGACUGUAAGGUACGUAUCGUUAUAAAUUUUUUGAAAUGUACACUUUUUCGAUUUUUGAAAAAAAAAACGUUUACGAGAUUGUGCAGAUUUUUCAGAAUAACUUUUAAACUGACAAUAUCUUCAUGCUGACUUUUAAUUUUGUAAGAUUUGUAAAUAAAAGAUUUUACCGUGCAUAGUCUUCAGCAAAUUCCAUAGCUACUUUAAAUUUGAUUGAUAAACGGCUAGUUCAAAAUUUCAGUAUUUUUAUUCGGAAGUUUCAGUGUCGACUUGCUGGGCGACAACUCUGGAGAAGUGCAAGAAGUCGAGGCGAAGUCAAAAAAAAAGAAUCGUAGGAAGAAUGAAGUCGCUGUGGCACCCACCUUGAGCACUGUGUUGAAUUCACAGUUCAUGGGUUCGAUUUUUCUUUCUGCCAGUGGAUUUUGGAAAGGAUGUUUCACAGAAAAAAAGUGAAGCUUCCGCUUUUUCUUAGGAACUCCAAAGUGUUUUAUCUAGGGGCAACCUUAGGGGCCCUCUUCCCUAUAGGAAAAAGGUGGUCCUUAUAGGGCUUUUAAUUAGUGGCCACUAUGGAGGCCGGACUAAUCUAUUACCUUUAUGAAAAUACGCUUUUCUACGCGUAAACACCCCUCUAGGGGCCAAAUUAAAAUUUUAUCCUUGAAGGAGCCAUUUUUUUUCUCUCUUGUAGGCAACUAGCCCCUCACAGUGAGUAUGUAGUGUGAUUUUUAUAAAAAAAAAUUUUCGAGUAUUGCAAAAAAAAUAUCAAAUUAGUGAUCGAUUUCAGAAGAAUGGGACGUGAAGCUGAAAAAGACGUCGAAGGAACGGGAAGCCGACAAACUUUUGGAACUUCUGCAGGCCAACGAAACGCGAGCCGCCAAAAGAACCUUCGAAGACUAA